AUGAAAUCGCCAAAGAGCCAACAUCAGCUCCUUGAAGCGGAGAAGGUCUUAUCUUCACUAAUGGAAUUGAUACCUAAAGUUUUAGCCUUUAAAGGAAAAUGGGCAGUGAUCAUAACCAAACUUACCAACCUCCCAACUCAUCUCGCAGGCCUCUCUGAGUUAUCCAACUUUUCAUCAUCCACUUCACUCGUUUCAGAACUCGUUCAUUCCGUCGUUCAGACCCUUUUGGACACUUCGGCUCUCGCUACAAAAUGCAUGAACCCGAGCCCUUCAGACGGCAAGCUCAGAACCCAGAGCGAUCUCGACUCGGUAUCGGCAAGGCUUGACCACCACAUCAAAGACUUGGGGAUUUUCAUGAAUUCUCUUGCACUUCGGAAAGAGGGUAAUGCUGUGGAUGGUAGGUCAGAGUCGGUGAGUUCUAUAAUGGACUCUGUCCGAGUCGAGGCGAGUAAUUUGCUGAUGACUCGUUUGCAGAUUGGGAACUUCGAGUCCAGAGACUCAGCCAUGGACUCCUUGCUGGGUUACCUCUACGAGGACGAUAAGAGCGUUUUGACGGCCGUGGCUGAAGGUUUUGUGCCUGUGCUUGUCAAUUUGCUCGAUUCGAGCUCAGUGGAAAUUAAGGAGAAAGCGGUCUCAGCAAUUUCAAGGGUUUCAACCGUGGAUGGUGCCAACCAUGUCUUGUUAGCAGAAGGGCCUUUGUUAAUCACUCAUUUGCUUAGAGUUCUUGAUUCCAGAAAUGGGUUCGCUAGAGAGAAAGCUUGUAUUGCUCUUAAAGCUCUUAGCUUUUCUGAAGAGAAUGCCAGAAUGAUUGGGUGCAGCGGUGGAAUAGCCUCACUUCUGGAGAUUUGUCAAGCUGGGUCAACCUAUGCACAGGCUUAUGCAGUUGGGGUUUUGAGAAACAUAUCUGUGUUCUCUGAGAUUAAGCAAUAUUUCAUUGAGGAGAAUGCCAUUCCUGUGCUUAUUGCCAUUGGGACUUCAGGGACCUUAGUUGCACAAGAAAACGCAAUUGGGUGUCUCAGUAAUCUGGUUUCAGAGGAUGAGAGCUUGAAACUUGUUGUUUCAAAGGAAGGUGGUAUUCAGUGCUUGAAGAGCUUUUGGGAUGGUGCUCCAACGAUUCAAAGCAUUGAGGUUUCGAUUGAGUUAUUGAAAAACUUGGCUUCUUGUAGAUCUAUUGGUGAAGCUCUUGUAUCUGAGGGGUUCCUAGCUAAACUAGUUGGAGUAUUGAGUUGUGGAGUUGCUAGUGUGAGAUUGGCUGCUGCUGGGGCCAUUUGUGAAUUGAGUUUUAGCUCAAAAGCUAGAAAAGAGGUGGGAGAAGUUGGAGUAAUACCUCCAUUAAUUGGUAUGCUGGAAGCCAAGUCUAGCGAGGAAAAGGAAAUGGCUGCACAGGCAUUGGCAAUUCUUAUGCUUUAUGCAGGAAACAGGAAACUCUUCCUCAAGGAAGACAAAGCCUUAGAGUGUACAGUUCAACUUCUUGGUCCUUCAAUAAUUAAUUUUGACAAGAAGUAUUUGAUUUCUGUUUUGAAUUCUAUUGUAAAUUCAAGUAAGUGUAGGAAAGAAAUAGUAGAUUCAGGGGCGUUUGAUCAUUUGCCAAAGCUUAUUGACAUGGAAGUCGAUGGGGCUAAGAAGCUUAACGAAAGCCUUCAUCGAAACAACUCAUGGAGUGUAUUUGCCAGAAGAAGAUGA
This is a messenger RNA of Humulus lupulus (European hop), 1683 nucleotides long. RefSeq lists its product as uncharacterized. Bases 1 to 1683 code for a protein of 560 amino acids. The transcript has a single exon. The record is from RefSeq and is a predicted model, not a curated record. Gene Ontology annotation, molecular function: protein binding. NCBI's taxonomy places the organism in Eukaryota, Viridiplantae, Streptophyta, Magnoliopsida, Rosales, Cannabaceae.